Molecule: messenger RNA, 3152 nt
Organism: Loxodonta africana (African savanna elephant)
Lineage: Eukaryota; Metazoa; Chordata; Mammalia; Proboscidea; Elephantidae
Gene: DNAJB5
Product: DnaJ heat shock protein family (Hsp40) member B5
Exons: 4
Coding region: 707-1960 (417 amino acids)
Cellular component (GO): cytosol
Molecular function (GO): protein-folding chaperone binding
Source: RefSeq, a predicted model, not a curated record
AGGGCCCAAAGGCUCUUCUGCCGUGGGAGUCCGGGGACUCGGGGUCUGCUAAGGUGUUCGAUGUCCGAGACCUGGGCUUGGCUCCCACAGGGGGCAGCCAGCGUCCGAGCGGGGGGAGGGAAGGGUCGGAUUGGGUUCCGCGGGGCGGAGGCGUUUCUGAGCCGGCCCAGCCAGGCAGCGCCGGUGACAUCACCGACCACCCUCCCCCGCCUAAGCCCCCUCUUCUCUCUUCCUCCCCUUCUCUCCUCACUGUGUCUUUUGUCCUGGCCAAGCUCUGCCCUCCCCCGCCCCGCCCCACCCCGCCCCUCUACGAGGGAGGAGACUCCCCGUAAGCGACUUCAUUGAGUAGGUUCUUGGGAUUGGGGUCGGAUCCUCCCCUCAGAGAGGAGCUCACUGCCUCUCAGGCCCUCACAAUCACACCUGUCACAGGUACACACGCUGCCACUCACAAGCACAAUCUCGCACUGCCGUCCUCAUUGUCACACUACCAUACACUCACCAUCAGACAGACAUUGCUGCACCUGAGAGCAGGUGCUGCUGGACCCUAUCCCUUCACUCCACACCUGGGGAUCACGUCCCACUCCUGCUCUAUCAGACAGGCCUUGCCGGACAAAUGCCUCUGAGAAUCUGAGGAGGUGGCUUCCAGAGCUGCAGCAUUCCAAGCAGGCUCCAGUGGAGCCACCAGAGGUGAGGGGCUUGGCUGGGCAUGUUUAAGCGCACAGUGCUCUCCCGCCCACCCCCACUCCAGGAGGCCCGAGGAGCUUUCCGGAGCUUCCCACACUUCUGGGGAGAAGACUUCUUAGCCAGCUUGAUGUUUAAAAUUCAGCUGGAGCCCUUAAAACUUCGAGCGUGGACGCUGAAUGGGUUUGUAAAGUUUCGAAACAAGGAGACCAGUGCCGGUCCAGUGGCUGUGAUGGGAAAGGAUUAUUAUAAGAUUCUUGGAAUCCCUUCGGGGGCCAACGAGGAUGAGAUCAAGAAAGCCUAUCGGAAGAUGGCCUUGAAGUACCACCCAGACAAGAACAAAGAGCCCAACGCUGAGGAGAAGUUCAAGGAGAUUGCAGAGGCCUAUGAUGUGCUGAGUGACCCUAAGAAACGGGGCCUGUAUGACCAGUAUGGGGAGGAAGGCCUGAAGACCGGCGGUGGUACAUCAGGUGGCUCCAGUGGCUCCUUUCACUACACCUUUCAUGGGGACCCUCACGCCACCUUUGCCUCCUUCUUUGGUGGCUCCAACCCCUUCGAUAUCUUCUUUGCCAGCAGCCGUUCCACUCGGCCCUUCAGUGGCUUUGACCCUGAUGACAUGGAUGUGGAUGAAGAUGAGGACCCAUUUGGUGCCUUCAGCCGCUUUGGCUUCAAUGGGCUGAGUAGGGGUCCAAGGCGAGCCCCAGAACCACUGUACCCUCGGCGCAAGGUACAGGACCCACCUGUGGUACAUGAGCUGCGGGUGUCCCUGGAGGAGAUCUACCAUGGCUCCACCAAGCGCAUGAAGAUCACAAGGCGGCGCCUCAACCCUGAUGGGCGAACUGUGCGCACCGAGGACAAGAUCCUCCACAUUGUCAUCAAGCGUGGCUGGAAGGAAGGCACCAAGAUCACCUUCCCCAAAGAGGGUGAUGCCACGCCUGACAAUAUCCCUGCCGACAUCGUCUUCGUGCUCAAAGACAAACCCCAUGCACACUUCCGUCGAGAUGGUACCAAUGUGCUCUACAGUGCCCUGAUCAGCCUCAAAGAGGCACUAUGUGGCUGCACCGUGAACAUUCCCACCAUUGAUGGCCGAGUGAUCCCUUUGCCCUGCAAUGACGUCAUCAAACCAGGCACCGUGAAGAGACUCCGUGGGGAGGGGCUUCCCUUCCCUAAGGUGCCCACCCAGCGGGGAGACCUCAUUGUUGAGUUCAAAGUUCGCUUCCCAGACAGAUUAACACCACAGACAAGACAAAUCCUCAAGCAGCAUCUACCCUGUUCCUAGGCUCUGCCCAGCCAGCCCAGAGUCUACCACAGCAAUACCCCCUAUUAUCCCCACUCCAUGUGCACCCAGCUCAAUGUCCACUGGAUACUGGCAACUUUUUCUAAAUGCAAAAAAAGGCUAUUGGUUUUCAGGAAAAUGUUCCUGUCCCUGACUCCCUUAAAGCUGGGCUGCCUUAGGGGAGUAGGGGAGUGGGAAGAGCUGGCCCAGUCCAAGGGUAAAUUUUCAUGUCACUAGCUUUGAAUCCAGUUCCUACUCCAGUGGCUGGAGAGUGACCUGAGUGCUACUUGAAGUUAGAGAUUCCUUGUCCAUGCCUGUAAAUAGCAUGUCCUCCUUCCUCUCUCAGCUUUGCUGAUACCUUUCCUCUCUCUUCUCUUUGGCCUCCUCCUGCUGGGGGAGGAAGAGAAUAGAAAGGAUACUGCUUCACCACCCCCACCCCAGGACCACAGUGUCCAACACUCAGAGAACCAAGGUUACCACACCCAUAUUCACGCACAUGAACCACUCACCAAGAGCUGUUUGCACCUCUCUGGGGUUGAGAUUGGAAGGGAAGAUCACAAGACAGUACCCCGGGAACAGGGCCAUUGAGCACGAGACACUUUUUGUUUGGGGCAGGGAGGUGAACAAGGCCCUCAGAAGCCUCCCAAAAGCUCCCCUGCCUACACGCCACAGAGUAGGAAGCUCUGUCCUCACUCCUGCUCUUGGUGUGUGCAAGGGUAGAGGGAGGGGAGGGGGGUGCCUGCUGUUUUAAAGCUAAGAGGUGGGGAGCAGUGUCCAUCUCCCAGCCUUCAUCAGGAAGGGAAAGGGCUUUGGGAGUAGGUGGCAGCUAUUCUCCACCAAGAGAUUCAGGGUCACAGGUUUCUCCCCACACCUCUGAACUCAGGGCCUAGCCACCCUCAAACUUCCAAAUCCCACUUUUGUGAUAUGUGAAGCUACUUAUUUCUUACCCAUCUCAGAGGCUGUGUGGGGAAUUUCCAGCCCUGUUAUGCCUGUGUAACCCCACCCCAUCCCCACAGUUGUAUAAAGGUCAAAUAGUGAAGGAGCUGGGAGAAAGACUGGUUCAGCCAGGUCCUGGAAUGGGGUCUUCAGAUUUUCUCACUUUGACAAGCCCUUGAAUGUUUUUAUAGUAGUUUUUUUUGUAUUUUUUUGUAAUGACAGUAUUAUGGAAAAAAAAUAAAGUAUUUUAAAAAUAGGA